UUGUCUCUUUAAAGUACUCACCCCCAUAACUUGACCAUCGAAGAAUCAACGAUGGCUAAGCAUGUAGCUCUUCUUUUUUUCUUGUGCUUUCCUCAUUCUAAUACUCACUGUGAGCUCAGUCUGUAAAGCCUUUUAUGAAGACGGAAAGGUCCAUAUUGUGUACAUGGGGUCACUUUCAUAUAAGGAGUACUCUCCAUUUUCUCAUCACCAUGGUAUGCUACAGACUGUUGUCCAUAGCAGAUAUGAAGGAAGUAGUAUCUGUCUUCCCGAGCACAGCAUUACAACUUCAAACAAGAAAAUCUUGGGACUUCAUGGUUUUCACUGAGAAAAUUGAUAGACGAGGCAAUGUUGAGAGUGAUAUUAUUGUGGAUGUGAUUGACUCUGGAAUUUGGCCUGAAUCAGAAAGCUUCAAUGAGGAAGUUUUUGGUCCUCCUCCUAAGAAGUGGAAAGGUGCUUGUAUGGGCGGCUUCAAUUUCACUUGCAACAAUUUGAGCUUAUUGUGCAAAGCCAAUGAUGAAGAUAGGAAGGUUCACAUUGUAUACUUAGGGUCACUUCCUAAUACGGUGUACUCACCAUCGUCUCACCACCUUGGUAUAUUACAGAAAGUUGUCCAGGGAAGAGGUUCUCUCAAAAAUUACCUGAUCAGAAGCUACAAAAGGAGUUUCAAUGGAUUUGCUGCCAAUCUGACUGACCAGGAAAGAGAAAAACUUGCUAACAUGAAGGAAGUAGUCUCCAUCUUCCAGAGCACAAAAUUCAAACUCCAAACAACAAGAUCUUGGGAUUUUAUGGGAUUCCAUGAGUGUAUCAACCGAAAUGCUACUAUCGAAAGUGAUGUAAUUAUUGGUGUUAUUGAUAGUGGAAUUUGGCCUGAAUCAGAGAGCUUUCAAGACAAAGGCUUUGGUCUGGCUCCUAAAAAGUGGAAAGGUGCUUGCAAUGGAGGCAAGAAUUUCACUUGCAACAACAAACUCAUUGGAGCUCGGUAUUACUCAUCACUGCAGUCUGCAAGAGAUGAAGUUGGUCAUGGAAGCCACACUGCUUCAACAGCAGCAGGGAAUGUUGUGCAGGGUGUUAGCUUUUACGGACUAGCACAAGGUACUGCAAGAGGAGGAGUUCCCUCUGCAAGAAUUGCAACAUAUCAAGUAUGUGAUUUGGAUUCGUUCUGUAGCGGACACGAUGUGUUGGCUGCUUUCGAUGAUGCCAUUGCUGAUGGAGUUGACAUCAUUACACUUUCCAUCGGAACAGAUCUUCGAUCUGAAUUUUACAAGGAUCCUAUUGCAAUUGGUUCUUUUCAUGCCAUGGCAAAAGGGAUACUAACCUCCAACUCUGCUGGCAAUGAAGGUCCUGCCGGCGAUACUGUGUCAAGUGCAGCACCUUGGACACUUACAGUUGCAGCAAGUAGCAUUGAUCGUCGGAUCAUUGACAAGGUUGUUCUUGGAAAUGGAAGCAUACUAGUCGGGACUUCAGUGAACACUUUCACAUUAAAUGGAUCAAGUUUUCCUCUGAUAUAUGGAAAAGAUGCUUCACGUCAUGAAUGCUCGGACUCCCAAGCUGGGUUAUGUGAUGAAGAUUGCCUUGACAGUGAUGCAGUUAAGGGAAAGAUUGUGCUGUGUGAUGCAUUCGCUGAAGCAGAUUUUGUGGCUCAUAAAGCUGGUGCACUAGGUUCUAUUUUAAAUAAUGACGGAACUGGUGAUUUUUCUAAUGUUGUCUCAUUACCUGCAAUAGCUUUAAGCUAUGAAAACUAUAAUGCAGUCAAGUUUUACAUGAACUCCACUAGAGAUCCUCGAGCAAACAUAUUAAGAAGUGAAGUCAUAAAUGACCCGGCUGCACCAAUUGUCGCUUCCUUCUCUUCACGUGGACCGAAUCCAAUUACACCUGACAUUAUAAAGCCAGAUAUAACUGCGCCUGGUGUAGACAUUUUGGCUGCAUAUUCGACUGUUGCCUCAAUUUCAGAGAGCCCCAAAGACAAGAGGCAUGUAAAGUACCAUAUAUUAUCUGGAACCUCCAUGUCUUGCCCUCAUGCUGCUGCUGUUGCUGCGUAUGUUAAAUCAUUCCAUCCCAAUUGGUCUCCAUCAGCUAUAAAAUCAUCUCUUAUGACUACUGCUUGGCCAAUGAAUAAUACCAACAAUGCACCUGCUGAGUUUGCUUAUGGAUCUGGACAUGUCAAUCCUGUAAAAGCUAUAGAUCCGGGGCUUGUUUAUGAAACUUCUAAAGAAGAUUUCAUAAACCUACUUUGCAUGGUCUAUGAUGAAGCCAAAGUGAGACUGAUAUCAGGAGAUAACAGCACUUGCCCUACAGGCUCUGACAAAGGAUCACCAAAGGAUCUUAACUACCCUUCAAUGGCUGCAGCAAACAUUACACCGAAGAAACCUUUUACGAUUAACUUUCAUAGAACAGUUAAAAAUGUUGGCCUUGCAAACUCUACUUACAAUGCCACCAUCUUCCAAAGUUCCAAAGACGUGGAUAUCAAAGUUGUGCCUGAAUUUCUAUCCUUCAAGUCCUUGAAUGAGGAGAAGAGCUUUGAUGUGGCUGUUGUUGGAAAAGGUUUGAUAGGUGGAUCACUAAUUUCUUCGUCACUGGUUUGGUCUGAUGGUAUUCAUAACGUUAGGAGUCCAGUUGUGGUGCGUACUGAAAUAGCCUAACCAUAACUUCAUUUCUGCAGUACUGAGAGUACUGUUGUAUCUCAACAUAUACUUCUUUUUUUUAUCAGAAUGAUAAACUUUCAUUAAUAGCUAUGGUUAGUUACAAUCAUUGGGGUUAAGGUGGCCUCUCGUCAACUUAUACUGUUU
Rosa chinensis is the source of this 2786-nucleotide messenger RNA. RefSeq names its product subtilisin-like protease SBT4.3. Gene Ontology annotation, biological process: proteolysis. The coding region runs from base 135 to 2639 and encodes 834 amino acids. The transcript is spliced from 13 exons. The record is from RefSeq and is a predicted model, not a curated record. Lineage: Eukaryota; Viridiplantae; Streptophyta; Magnoliopsida; Rosales; Rosaceae. Gene Ontology annotation, molecular function: serine-type endopeptidase activity.